Anopheles moucheti is the source of this 2882-nucleotide messenger RNA. RefSeq names its product RNA-binding protein 25. The coding region runs from base 227 to 2704 and encodes 825 amino acids. Lineage: Eukaryota; Metazoa; Arthropoda; Insecta; Diptera; Culicidae. The record is from RefSeq and is a predicted model, not a curated record. The transcript has 3 exons.
CUCAGCGACGCAAUUUUCGUCCAUGCGGUGUGUUCUGGUGGAAAAUAACGUGUAGUACGAAGAGCAAGUUCUGCUGGCUGUUUCAGUUUCAUUGCAGUAAUACAAACGGCAAUAUCUUGCUGCGCUAGAUUAGCGGAUCUGCGGCAUUACCUUUUCAGUACCCAAAAGUUCCUUUGUGUGUUUGCAGUUCGGUGAUCUGGACAGUUUAUUCUGAAGAUCAGCCACGAUGGAAGAACCAGAUCGUGAUCAUCCUGCAAAUGCCGAUGCGGUUGGUGGUAAAGUAAACGACCCGUUGACGGCAUCGCUCAGCUCGGAAGAUCCCGACAGCUGGACAUUACUGGGGAAAGACAACGAUCAGCUGCACAGUGAACCAAGUGGAGUGCAGGAUAUCGAUCAAGAAAAUGUGACUGCGGGGAAAGGAGCUGAUCUGCCGACCUCAAAGCAGCGACGUGAUAGUCACCGAAGCACUGAUUCGCAGCUAGAUGAAUCUUCUGAUGGAAUCAGCGUCAUCAGUGAAUGUGACACGGCCAGCUCUGAUAAGAUACUUACAGAAGAGGAAUUACCUAACGACCAUGGACGCACGGUUCAUUUCAGCCGGAAUAUUAAUCUAAAGCUUCCGGAUUACGUACCACUUACACCGCCCUAUACCCCAGACGAACCGAAAUCAACUAGGCAAGAAACGAGAGACGAGAACAAUUCAGAGUUACAGAUCAAACGUCCCGAGGAGCAAUCGAUAGAAUCAGUGAAUUCGAUUGUGGAACAUUCUCAUCCCCCUGUGAGCAAUGCCAGCUGGGUCAUAUUCAGUCUGUUGGCUACAGGGAUGGUCGCGAUUCUGCUUGGCAACUCAAUGCGGCUUCAGAGCCGGGUAGAAGAGGUGAAUUUUGAGCACGAGAAACGCAUUUCCGAACUGGAGCUGGAGAACAAUAUCUUGAAGAACGAGAUGAACAAACUGCGCCACCUUUACACGCGCUCCGAACUAGACGAGCAAGUUCAGCGGGCUGAAUUUGAGUGGAGAGAUGUUCUAAAAGGAGUAUUUGAUGAUACCGUGGAACAGGAGCAGGACGCUGAACUUGUGACGGAAGAACCGGUCCAACCACCGAUGAGGAAAGUUCCUCCCCAAGAUGGUGGUGUGAAGCGAAAGGUAGUUUGGUCUGGAGACGAAGAGGAACCGAUGUUAAUUGUGGACAAGGACUACGUACUGCCAGCGUUCUGUUACAAACAAGAUCAAGCAGUGCACGAUGACCUGUUCGCUGAGUAUAGUGCAAAGUAUUGUGACAUUAAGAAACGCAAGAUUGAAGCGAAGCAGAAAAAGAGUGAAUUUCAUCAGAAGAAACAAACCAAGCCAGAAAACUAUAACAAAUUUAUCCAUCCCAAGGCUUCGGAGCCAUCGCAGGAAAAAUGGAUCGACCCUAGCAAGCCAGCAUCACCAUUUAACAUUGACUAUCAGAAAGCAUUUGAUGCCAUCAAGGCAGAAGGUAGCGUUAUAGUAGAAGCUCUGGGUAGCAUUUUGGAUCUUUCUCCCGAGCCGGAAGAAACUUUGAAAGCGAAUGCAAGGGAUGCUAUAUCCCCCGAGCACAAUGAAAAGAUUUCGUCAGAGUAUGAAGCACCCACACCAUCAGAUACUCCCGUGUCACAUGAGACUGAGGAGGAGUUUUCAAAAUGCUUCGAAGAAAGUGGUUGUAAAAAAGAAUCCGGAAAGCAAAAAUACCAAGAUCACAAACAGGGAAAGAAUGGCGAAAAUGAAUACUACAUAAAAGAGGAUAAAUCAAAGAGACAGGAAGGAAAAGAUUUUGUCCAACGGGAGGACUUUAAUAUCCGUGCAUCGCAUAAAGAUGGACAUAAACAAAGAAGUGAUAGUCGCGAAGAAGGAAGGCAAUAUGAUAGCAAAGAAAAGAAAAAGGAGUAUCAUGCAAAGGACAAAUAUAAGCAAAAAGAGCCAGAGAAAGGAUACAACAAUAAGCAGAAACAGAAGGACAAUAAUAUUCGUUCAACACAUGCAGAUGACCGUAAACAAAGAGGUGAUAGCCGUGAGGAAAUAAGUCAAUAUGAUAACAAACAGCGAACACAAGAAUAUCAUGAAAAGGACAAAUAUGAGCAGAAAACAUACACUGAAAAUCAUAAAAAUGAAUAUAACUCCAGAAAUAGAGAAGAUCAUAGUGAAGGGAGACGAAAACAUCACAAACAUCACGAUAGGGAUCACGAUGAUAACGAUGAUCAUUACAAGAAAAAGUUUGAGCAGCGUGAAGAGUACAAGGAGCGUGAUCAUAAAGGACAGUCUUAUCACUCUGGCCAUCGUGACGAACAAAGACGUGGUAGUGGCGAGCGGCCAACAAAGCAGGCUUACGAAUCCGGUGAAGGAUCUUAUUUAGAAGAGUUUAAGCGUACAGAAUGGACCAACGGCGAUCGGCGCCACGAAAAUUAUGACAAGCACCACAAAAAGCAUGAUCGUCAUCAGCGUCGCGAGAGUGAUGAGUGGGAUGGAAAGAGAUAUAAAGGCAGAGAUGAAUACCGCCAGAAUGGUGGUAAACAUGGCGAGCGGGGAUCAGGUGAUCAGCAUUGGCAGGAGCGUAUGAAACACGGACGACAAGCGGCCAGGGAUGAGCAAAGGCAGCAGUUGGAACGGGAUAAUAACUGGUACUUGGAGCGAGGAAAUCAGCGUGAAGAAGAUCGAAUGUUUUCUGUACCAGAGAGUCCAACGCGGUGAACUCGUGAUCGUACUGUUGAUUAGCAGCUUCGUUACCAAAUAAUAGCGACCAAUCCUACCGGAUUCAUUUAAUUUUGCUUUUAAUUUUAAUAUCAGUUUAUGCAAUUAAUAUCAUUGAGUUUCUACUUUGUGAGCUACAGCUUAACACAUCUUUUGAUAGCUGCACUUUAAUAUAGUA